CAGUGUCCUCAUCCACUGCUGGGACCUAUUCAGAUGGGCUCUCAGCUCCCACUGUACACAGAAGUCUUUUUGUUUUUUUCUUUCUUUCAACCCUGAUUUUGUCUUCUUUCCCCAGCCUUUUGUUACCUGGUUCUCUACUGUACAGAAAUAGCUACAAUUCUGAGCGAGAGCCAUCAGGAUUUUCUAGGAGGACAAAGGUAACGGUGACGUUAUGAUCUCGGCGGGUCUCCAGCUCCUUGCUUUUGCCCUGGCCUUAUCUGGGGUCUCUGGAGUGCUCAUGGCCACCCUGCUGCCCAACUGGAAGGUGAAUGUGGACCCGGGCUCCAACAUCAUCACAGCCAUCGUGCAGCUGCAAGGGCUGUGGAUGGACUGCACGUGGUAUAGCACCGGGAUGUUCAGCUGCACCCUGAAGUACUCCGUCCUGGCCCUCCCCACCCACGUGCAGGCCGCUCGGGCCGCCAUGGUCCUGGCCUGUGUCCUGUCUGCUGUGGGGAUGUGCACUGCCACAAUCGGGAUGAAAUGCACUCGCUUAGGAGGGGACAGGGAAACCAAGAGUUACGCUUGUUUUGCUGGGGGAGUCUGCCUCAUGUCUGCGGGGAUCUCUGGUUUAAUACCGACGGUGUGGUACACAAAGGAGAUCAUAGCCAACUUUGUGGAUGUGACAGUUCCAGAAAGCAACAAACAUGAACCCGGAGGAGCUGUCUACAUUGGAUUCAUUUCGGCCAUGCUGCUGUUUAUCUCUGGCAUGAUUUUCUGUAUAAAAAAGGAUUCGGAGGCUUGGCUCCACCCAUCCAAGCAGCAGCACGUCCCCACCACACAGCCAGAGGACCGUUCAGCAUACAGCCUGAAGGAUUAUGUGUGAAUAACUGUGUGAUGCACAUGACUUAAGUGCCUGCUGUGAUUUCUGUCUUUAUUUUAGAUUAAAUACAAGAAUUGUGCUUACCUUUCUCUACAAAGAAUGUAAAACACUUAAAAAUUGAAGUUGUUCAAAAUGCCAACAAACUUCGUGUACAAUUAUAUCUGUUUUAGAUGAUUUUUCCAUUAUUGUUGUCAUGUUUUAUCUAAAGGUUUAUAAUGGAAAGAGGUUCUGAUUAUAUUAAUAAGGCAAUGGAAUUGAUGGCUUUUUUUUUUCCUUUUUAAGAUAAAUUGUUGAUACAUCUUCCUAACUGGUACUUCACUGGAUUUUAUAAAAGAGCUCCACUGCCAAGUAUAAAAAGCACCUUGUCCUGGUGUUAACCCAGGAUACCCUCUGCUUUUGCUCCCUUUCCUUGGCAACCCCACAGUCACCUGCUUCUGUUUUCAAGCCCCUCUAUAGGCCUGCACCUUACGACGCAGGGAGGAGCUGCCCGCCUCCUUCACAGGAUGCCCAAACAGGCCACCCCAAGUCCCCACCUACUGUCAUCUCCCCGGCUCUGCUGAC
Delphinapterus leucas (beluga whale) is the source of this 1420-nucleotide messenger RNA. It is a transcript of the gene CLDN20, whose product is annotated as claudin 20. Gene Ontology annotation, cellular component: bicellular tight junction; membrane. The record is from RefSeq and is a predicted model, not a curated record. Gene Ontology annotation, molecular function: structural molecule activity. Lineage: Eukaryota; Metazoa; Chordata; Mammalia; Artiodactyla; Monodontidae.